ACCAGAUUCCCAAGCCGCUUGCCCCUUGCGGCAUGGCCAUCCAAUGCAGACAUUGGAGCAGUUCGAGCUUUAUUUUUCUGGCAGAAUGGAGGCAUCGAAUGGCGAUAGCACUCCGUCUACUACCCCAAUUCUCCCGCGCCAGCCUCCUCCUCCUCCUCCUCCUCCUCCUCCCCACUCCCCGGAUAUGCCGCGGCCAAGCGCCAGUGCCGAUGCUGCUGCUGUUGAGGCCAGAGACGAUGCCUGGUCGUGCGUCGUCAUCCUUCUCACCUUCUGGUUCUUUGCGUCCAUGACGUUGAUUCUCGGCUUCUACGGCUCGGUCGACCUCCUACUUGGCCCCAAUUGUUCCCGGCUUCUUCAAGCCAACUCCUUUUUCGUGCAGGAUAUCAAGGUGCAAGCAGAUGGAGAGUCGGAGAAUGGACCCUGGCUUUAUGGGUUUCUCGAGCCUCCGCCUCUGGAUGUCUUGGCUACAUGGUCAGAGACCCACAAUGCAUCCAUACCCGCCAACUUCCACAAGGAAUGGAUAUAUUAUCUGAACAUGGGAGCUCGAGUCGAUAUUUCUUACAGGGUGAAAUCUGAAGGAUCUUACCCUCUAACCCUCGUCAUUGCCCAAGGCAAAGAAAACCUUCUUCAAUGGAUUGAGGAUCCAUCACGUCCUAAUACCACCUUAUCAUGGACUUUGAUACAUGGAAAUGGCAUGAUUGAGCAGACCAUUGAAAAGCCUUCUGAUUACUAUGUUGCUGUGGGAAAUUUAAAUCAUGUAGAAGUAGAGGUUCAGCUAAACUUCACAAUCCGGACUCUUUUAUACAAUACAACUGGGGCUUACUACGAAUGCUCACUGAAUCACAGGCUAUGUGUUUUGGAGUUGUUCUUAUUGAGGGCAAAUGUUGCGAUCCUAACAACACCUGGCCCAAAAUCGGCUCAGGAGAGUGAUGAAUGGUUUGUCAAGUUAUCUUAUGGGCCACGUUGGAUCACUUAUUUUGCCGGAUCAGGUGUAAUGACUGUAGUCAUUCUACUGGCCUUCAAGAUAUUUACCAAUUUACAAUUCAGCUCUGGAGAUGGUGCUAAUCGUCAAAAUGCAAAUGGUAGCACUGAGAGAAGCCCCCUGCUUCCUAACAAAGACGAUGACAACUUGAGCUUGGGAUCAUCCUAUGAUUCUGUUUCGCAUGAUGAUGAAGAUAUGGAAGAAUGGCUUGGGACAACACCAAUGCUGCCCGAAGGAGAAGCUAAUAACACCCGUCACCUUUGUGCACUCUGCUGUGAUGCUCAGAGGGAUUGCUUCUUUCUUCCUUGCGGACACUGCGCAGCAUGUUUUACAUGUGGGACAAGGAUUUUGGAUGAGGCUGGAACCUGUCCCGUUUGCCGGAGAAAGAUGAAGAAAGUGAGAAAAAUCUUCACCGUAUGAUGUGCAUAUAUGCAUAUUUUUUAUGUCCCUACCCUCUGAGCUCACACUAAAGAAGGAAAAAUCCACACUGGAAUGUGGAGGAUGCAUCUAACUAGUUGCCAGUGAUGUUUUUGAGCCCAUCACUUAGUAGAAGGCCAUUGUAUGUCACAAACUUGGGAUGGUUGAGUUCUGUAUCAACUUAAACAGAUUUACAUAAAGGAAUAAAAAAAUGCAGACGCCUGGUAGCAUUUUGCGUGCAGCAUUCUCAUGGGUGGUGAUUUAUUUGAA
Molecule: messenger RNA, 1669 nt
Organism: Elaeis guineensis (African oil palm)
Lineage: Eukaryota; Viridiplantae; Streptophyta; Magnoliopsida; Arecales; Arecaceae
Product: E3 ubiquitin-protein ligase APD2
Biological process (GO): cell cycle; protein ubiquitination
Cellular component (GO): endosome; plant-type vacuole membrane
Molecular function (GO): ubiquitin protein ligase activity
Source: RefSeq, a predicted model, not a curated record